Pistacia vera is the source of this 771-nucleotide messenger RNA. RefSeq names its product zinc finger protein CONSTANS-LIKE 15-like. The record is from RefSeq and is a predicted model, not a curated record. NCBI's taxonomy places the organism in Eukaryota, Viridiplantae, Streptophyta, Magnoliopsida, Sapindales, Anacardiaceae. Gene Ontology annotation, molecular function: protein binding. The transcript has 3 exons. The coding region runs from base 32 to 325 and encodes 97 amino acids.
UUCCAGAUGAUUGUCCCAUGGACAUGAAGACAUGGCUUCUUUUAAUAACUCAAAUAAUCCAACAGCCAGUCAGGGGCCUGCAACAUCUGAGAGCAACAACCUGCCGAUAGCAAAGCCAUCAUCAGGUUCAGCUUUUGGUAAACCCAAGGACUCUAGUAGCUCUAAAGAUAACCAGUUCAUGGAACAGUCUUUUCUUGUGAGACAUGAUGGAGUGACGACAGCUGCAGCAACCAAAGCUGAUCUGGAGCUGCUGGCACAAAAUAGAGGCAAUGCGAUGCAACGUUACAAGGAGAAGAAGAAAACACGGAGAUUAUUUGAUAUCUAGAUACGAGAAGCACAUACGGUACGAAUCAAGGAAGGCAAGAGCUGAUACCAGGAAGCGAGUGAAAGGUCGAUUUGUGAAGACUAUUGAAGCUCCUGAUGGUUGAAUCUUGUGCUGGGAUAAACUGCUCGUUGUGUCAGACACGUACUCGUGCGAGUGUAACAAAAGUGUUUUGCUUGAAAUAAUGCAGUAGAGUUGACAAAUGCCGGGGACGAAGGGGGGACUAGUAAUAGGUUGGUAGUUGUCGAUGCUUUGGUAAUGUAGGAUGAAUACUUGUCUCAGUCGUGUUCUGCUACAAGCUAACGGUGUUAGAAUUUAGAAAUCUGUUAAUAGCCAGUAGAGAACAGAAAAUGAUGCUGCUUUCGCCCUUGUACAAAAAUUGAAUGAGGGUUUUUUGGGUGAAGGUACUCGUAAUUAUCAUAACUAGUCAUUUUAUUUCUCUUUGAAAA